AUGGCUUUGUCAUGGAGAAACUGGUUGACGAACGAAGGGUGUAAACAUUUAAUUUUGGCGCUUUGGGUCGGUUUGAACGUGUGGCUUUUCUGGAGAACGUUCGUCUUGUAUAACAGUGGUCAACAAUAUCACUACUUACACAGGAUGCUGGGGUUAGGUUUGUGCAUUAGCAGAGCCUCAGCCGCUGUGCUCAACCUCAACUGUACUUUAAUCCUGCUUCCCAUGUGCAGAACUCUUCUCACCUUCAUUCGCCAGUCACACAGGGUGAACAGCAGAAAGUUACGGCGGUUGCUGGAUAAGAGUAAAGCGUUUCACGUGGUGUGUGGAGUGGCCAUCUGUGUGUUCUCUGUGAUCCAUGUCUGUGCUCAUCUGUGUAAUGCAGUCAAUUUCUCUCUGAGAUUCUCCGAUGAGUUUCCUGAACUCAACAUCGCCAGUUAUAAAGGACAGGACCCCAGGGCUGUCAUUCUGGCCACAAUUCCAGGGGUCACUGGUGUCCUUUUGGUCCUAGUGUUGUUCCUCAUGGUCACCGCUUCUUCCCACUGUAUACGGGUCAGCAGUUAUGAGGUUUUCUGGUACACUCAUAACCUCUUCAUCAUCUUCUACAUUUUACUGAUGGUGCAUGUGGCAGGGGGCGCCCUGAAAUACCAGACCAAUGUGGGCACACACCCUCCUGGCUGCCUGAGCACCAACACCACCAGUGUGAGUCCAGUGAGACAGGCCCUUCAGGAGACAGGAAUGGAUCUCGGGGCUGGAGGUCUGGAGGUGACUGAGCCAGUCUGUCAGGAGGAUGCCAAAUUUCAGCCCCACUUUCCUGAGACCUGGCUGUGGGUCUCAGCUCCACUGUGCCUGUACUGUGUCGAGAGAUUCUAUCGCUACAUCCGAAGCAGCGCUCCAGUUACCAUAGUUUCUGUCACCAGACACCCUUGUGAUGUCAUCGAGGUGUGCAUGCUCAAGAGCCAUUUCAAAGCACGACCGGGACAGUACAUUGUAUUGAACUGCCCGAGUGUGUCGGCAUUUGAAAACCAUCCUUUCACUCUGACAGCGUGUCCAACAGGGAAGAAAGACACAUUUGGUAUUCAUCUGCGGGUGUUGGGAGACUGGACUAAGCGUUUCUCAGAGUUGCUACUUCCAGAAUCCUCUCCUGGCUCUGAGACUCUUCCUGUGAUCCAACAGAGAAUAUAUCCUAAGUUGUACGUGGAUGGUCCAUUUGGCAGUCCAUCUGAGGAAGUCUUUAACUAUGAGGUCAGCGUCUGUGUGGGCGGCGGAAUUGGAGUCACGCCAUUUGCCUGCAUCCUACAAGCUCUUCAGCAUGACUGGAAGCUGUAUAAAUUGCGGAGGUUGUAUUUUGUCUGGGUCUGUAGGGAACUGGAGUCUUUCUACUGGUUCGCUGAUCUACUGUGCAGCUUACAUCACAAGCUGUGGCAGGAGAAUCGGCCUGACUACCUGAAUAUUCGUCUCUACCUCAGUAACACUCAAGGCCUACAGAAUAUUCCUGAGGGGCGUUACCAACCUUUAAGUUCCCGUCUCCUGAUUGGACGGCCAAGGUGGAGACCUCUGUUUGAAGAGAUUGGGAGGUCAAAUCAGCAUAAAAAGGUUGGUGUGUUCUGCUGUGGACCCAAGGGGAUUUCUAAAACAUUACACACACUCUGCAACUCCAGCGUGUUCUCUCAAACAACAUUCGAGUACAACAAAGAGUCCUUCAGCUGA
This is a messenger RNA of Chanos chanos (milkfish), 1707 nucleotides long. RefSeq names its product NADPH oxidase 4 (gene nox4). The record is from RefSeq and is a predicted model, not a curated record. Gene Ontology annotation, cellular component: NADPH oxidase complex; plasma membrane. The transcript has 18 exons. The coding region runs from base 1 to 1707 and encodes 568 amino acids. Gene Ontology annotation, molecular function: superoxide-generating NAD(P)H oxidase activity. Gene Ontology annotation, biological process: superoxide anion generation; defense response. NCBI's taxonomy places the organism in Eukaryota, Metazoa, Chordata, Actinopteri, Gonorynchiformes, Chanidae.